Elgaria multicarinata webbii is the source of this 1455-nucleotide messenger RNA. RefSeq names its product reticulon 4 receptor like 1 (gene RTN4RL1). The annotation marks the transcript as partial. NCBI's taxonomy places the organism in Eukaryota, Metazoa, Chordata, Lepidosauria, Squamata, Anguidae. Gene Ontology annotation, cellular component: extracellular matrix. Gene Ontology annotation, molecular function: signaling receptor activity; protein binding. The transcript has a single exon. The record is from RefSeq and is a predicted model, not a curated record.
CCCUCCCUGUCUGCAGGGGGAUUCCUGGAGCUCCUCCUUGCUCUGCUGCUGCUGGAGAUCCAUGUUAGUGGCAGCUGUCCCGUGGACUGUGUCUGCUACCCAUCGCCCAUGACUGUCAGCUGCCAGUCCCACAAUUUCCUUACCAUCCCAGAGGGCAUCCCUGAGGAGAGCGAGCGCAUCUUCCUGCAGAACAACCAGAUCUCCCUGCUGCUGCGGGGCCACUUCAGCCCUGCGCUGGUAACCCUUUGGGUCUACUCCAACAACAUCACCUUCAUCGACCCAAACGCCUUCGACGGCUUCGUCCACCUGGAGGAGCUGGACCUGGGCGACAAUCGCAACCUGCGGGAGCUGGCUGCCGAGACCUUCCACGGCCUGGUCCGGCUCCACGCCUUGCACCUGUACAAGUGCGGGCUCAGCGCUCUGCCCAGCGGGCUCUUCCGGGGCCUGCACAACCUGCAGUACCUCUACCUGCAGGACAACCACAUUGACUACCUGCAUGAGGACCUCUUUGUCGACCUCGUCAACCUGAGCCACCUGUUCCUGCAUGGGAACAAGCUCUGGAGCCUCCACCAGAACACCUUUCGGGGUCUGGUCAACCUGGACCGCUUGCUGCUGCACCAGAACCAACUCCAGAACAUCCACCGGCGGUCUUUCCACGACCUCCGGCGCCUCACCCUGCUCUUCCUGUUCAACAACAGCCUCUCCGAGCUGCAGGGGGAGUCCCUGGCGCACCUGGGGGCCCUGGAGUACCUGCGCCUGAACGGGAACCCGUGGCACUGCGACUGCCGCUCCCGCUCCCUCUGGGACUGGCUGCGCCGCUUCCGGGGCUCCAGCUCCAGUGUUGUCUGUGAGUUCCCGCCACGCGUCCACGGCAAGGACCUGAAAGAGCUCCCAGCUGAGGACUUCCAGCACUGCUCCGGCUCAGAGUCCCUCCAUCAGAUCAACAGCCCCAGGUUGCCCUCAGCCGACAGGGCACCCCCCAGGGACCACCCCCCACUCCACUCCUCCACGGAGAAGGGGAAAGUGGGGGAGCACAGCCUCCAGCCCGGCCAGCGCCCCGGUUACAGGAAGCCCAGCAAGAACUGCACCAAAAGCCGUAACCGGACCACCAAGCUGGGGGCCCUGGGGCCCUGGAAGGAUGUGGAGAUGAAGGACUACGAGCACAAGUCCAACCUUGGCUUGCUGCCCAAGCAGAAGGGCAAGUGCCCACGGACACCCGUGCUGCCCCCCAGCGGGGUUCAGCAGGCGGCGGGAGGGACACGGAGCAUAGGGGCGAGGGCUGCUUCCAGGGCCACCCAGAUGGCUCUCCUGGGCUGGAUGUUGCUGGCCUUGGUGGUGAUCAUCCGCUGACCGGCCUGAUCGGAGCCACACUGAACCACCGCCGGCCUCUGGAGUCCCAGCGUUGUUUCUUCUUCUUCUUCUCCUCCUCCUCUGUGUCAAGGAUUUGGCCUUGUG